AUGAAAAAUAAUGAUGAUGAGAAGAACAAAGAUUCUAACAGAACAUUGAAUAUUGGUGUCGAUGAAUUCAACGACCAAACAAAGGUUGAAAAAAAAUUUCAGUGUGAUGCUUGCAAUAAGUCCUUCUCAAGUAAGUGUGCCUUAAAGACGCAUAACAAAAUUCACUCUGGAGUGAAACCAUACAAUUGCGACACAUGCUGCAAAUCGUUCACUCGGUCUGAUUACUUAAAGGAACACAUUAGGACCCAUACAGGAGAAAAACCUUAUAAAUGUAAUGUCUGUGGUCAAUUGUUCUCUCAGAAUGCUAGUUUAAUUGUUCACUUGAGGAUGCAUUCUGGGGAGAAACCUUAUAAAUGCGAUGUCUGUGUUAAAUCGUUUACUAAAUCUUAUGAUUUAAAGAGACACAUUAGGAUACAUACCGGUGAAAAGCCUUACAGUUGUGGUGUGUGUGGAAGGUCUUUUGGUGAUCCUAAUUGUUUUCGUUAUCAUAAGAAGACCCAUAAAUAA
This is a messenger RNA of Helobdella robusta, 507 nucleotides long. RefSeq lists its product as hypothetical. The transcript has a single exon. Gene Ontology annotation, cellular component: nucleus. The coding region runs from base 1 to 507 and encodes 168 amino acids. Gene Ontology annotation, molecular function: RNA polymerase II cis-regulatory region sequence-specific DNA binding; DNA-binding transcription factor activity, RNA polymerase II-specific. The record is from RefSeq and is a predicted model, not a curated record. Lineage: Eukaryota; Metazoa; Annelida; Clitellata; Rhynchobdellida; Glossiphoniidae. Gene Ontology annotation, biological process: regulation of transcription by RNA polymerase II; central nervous system development.